AGCGUUAACCGUUCCAGGCCCGGAGGGCGACAAGGAGGCUGGGGAGAGCGCCGCGGGCCGGGCCACGAUGCCCGCGGCAGCCCCGCGCAGGCUGCCCCUGCCAUCUUGGGCGGCUCCGGGCGGCCCGCGCCGGGCCCUGGCGGCCGGGAGAGCGGGGUUAAGAUCAGAAGCUCAGGAAGCUGCUCCGGCUGCAAGGAGCUGCCGCCGCCCGCAGCCGCCGCGCGUCUCCGGCUCCUCCUCCCGCCCGAGCGUGGCCAAGUGAGGACGGCUCCCGCCGCAAGUAGCGGAGGCGCGGAAGGCGGCGCGCGGGACCUGAGCGGAGCGCCCGGGGAGGGGCCGACGGACACGCGGACAGACGGACUCCCCGAUCCCUAGCCCCGGACCUUAGCGACUACCCGCGCCCGCCAUGUGGGGAGCUGGGGUCACGGCCGAGGGCUCGUCGGUGGCGCCGGCCCCGCCAGCGCUGCUGCGGCUGUUGCUGCUGCUGGCGUUGGUGGCGCCCUCGCGGGGCGGCGGGGGCUGCGCGGAGCUGGCGUGCGGCGGCGGGGAGCGCUGCUGCGCCGCGGCCAACGCCACGGCGGUGCGCUGCUGCCGGCUGCCGCUGCACGCCUUUCUCGACAACGUGGGCUGGUUCGUGCGCAAGCUCUCGGGGCUGCUCAUCCUGCUCGUGCUCUUCGCCAUCGGCUACUUCCUGCAGCGCAUCAUCUGCCCCAACCCCCGCAGGUACCCGCGCGGGCAGGCGCGGCCCGGGCAGGCGCGGCCGGGGACGCCUGGGGACGCGGGGCCGCCGGGAGCCGCGGGGCCGCCCGACGACGACGACGAUUCGCCCGCGCUUCUGCGGGAUGAGGCGGCUGCCGGCUCUCAGGACUCGCUCCUGGACAGUGGCAGUGGCGGUCGCGGCCGCGGAGGCGGCGGGUUCUCGGUCGCCUCCUGCUCCUCCGAGCACGAGCUGCGGUUAGUGUCGCCGGCCUUCUUGCAACUGCCCAGCUACGAGGAGGUCAAGUACCUGCCAACCUACGAGGAGUCCAUGCGGCUGCAGCAGCCCAGCCCCGGGGAGGUCGUGCUGCCGGUGUCAGUGCUGGGCCGCCCUCGAGGGGGCGGCUCCGGGCAGCCCGACGGCGGCGAGGGCCGCUUCCCGCUCAUCUGAGCGCCCGGGCCACUCCGGGACCACGCGGACGAAACUGGGCUGGGGACUGCGGGUGGGACGCCACGUCUGGGAAGGCCGCGGCCGCCAACGGCUGCCUGAGACCUCGCCUGCCACCUCAACCUCAUUGCUCAACCUCCGGUGACUGGCUUGGGGUCACGCGUCCCCUGCGACCCUAAGUUUCCCUACGUUUCAUCGGUUCAAGGAAACGUUAGGCACGAGCGGAGGGCGCCUUCGAAGGACGGUCCCCGCCCUCAGACUGUGUUCACUCGUAAGUGCCAGCUUCCCGAAGCCAAGAGAACGCGGAGCCCGUCAGAGCGCUGGGAGCAGGGCAGUGUCCAUUGGGGACGAGGGGGAAGGGGCGCACUGGGCCGGAGCAGACUGCGGACUGCUGCGCUCGGGGCUGGGGAAGCAGCUCGCAGGUUUGGCCUGAUGCCUCCCUUGAGAACAAGUCCCGAAAUCCUUCCAUGUCUUCCUGGCCAAGCAUAUUUACUACAGCUGAUUUGGUGGGGGAUGCUCGUCAUGUCCUGUUAGCUGCUGUACCUAUUCAAGAUACAGGAAUUACGUUUAUCCAAGACCAUACUCGUAAUAAGGUACAGCUGGACUUUUGAUUUUUCAAUAACCGAGGAGAUAUUUAUAUUUGUCUUUUAUUUUUGUAUUUUGACCAUGUAUUGAACGUACCAGGAGGGUAUUUCUGCAAUUAAUGACAAGAUUGUCGUCUCACCACCCUUUCUAUGCCUUAACGGCCCGGAAAUUGCCCACACUGUCAUGUCUGUCUAAUAAAAUAUUGGACCUUAUUUCACUUACAAUGGGGGAAAAAAGAGGCGUGAUCGGACGAGAAAACAUGUGACUAAACCAUGAAGGAUAUCUUAUUUUCACUAUUUGAGAAGAAUAAAUUUUAUUUUUAGUACUGUGACAAUAUAUGACUUUUUAUAACUAUACAUUAUGUCAUCUAAGUCUUAAUUGUAUCAUUUACCCCAGUUAUAUGUAACAAUGAUCGAUGCAUAUAUGCCAUAACAUGAAGCAUGAUGCCAUGCACUCUGCCUCCAUUUUUCAUUCGGAAUACAUUCACAUGCUUCACUUGCAACUUUUGUUUAAAGCCAUAAUUGUGCAGUAAUGCACUACAAAAGGAGUCCGUCAACCUGUCCUAAGAAAAAAGUGUCAUUGUAUCAGUUCUGCCAUUCUAUGAAAUGUCCUUUAAGCAAAUGGUAAGAUAUUGAAAUGCAUUAUGUUCAUGUACAUAUGCAUAUUGUCUAUAUACAGUAUACAGUUGGUAUACUAUAUAAGUAUUACAGUUUAUGAUUAUCAUGAAAGGAAAAGCAGGAAAACAAAAGAGGUUUCUCUGCUUGAAGAAGAAUAAGUAUGAACAUUAUGAGAGAUUACAUAUUGUUCACAGACCUCACCGUGUAUCCAAAAUGUUCUAAGGAUUGAAAAAGCCUGACAAUCCUGAGACAUUAAAAUACCUGACUUGUUUUAGAAGAAAAGGAUUUGAUUGCUUUACAUUUUAAAAAGCUGGUUGAAAAAGUCUGAUAGUUCUAAUAAAUCUUAAAAUGCCUCAAUUGUGGUAGAAAAAUAUGUUUACUCUAAAAUUCUAAAAGCUAAUGACCCUGUCCUUAAUACCAUUUGAAGUGUAUUAAAACAGAAAAACAUUAAAAUCUUUC
Artibeus jamaicensis (Jamaican fruit-eating bat) is the source of this 2805-nucleotide messenger RNA. RefSeq names its product chromosome unknown C3orf80 homolog (gene CUNH3orf80). The transcript has a single exon. NCBI's taxonomy places the organism in Eukaryota, Metazoa, Chordata, Mammalia, Chiroptera, Phyllostomidae. The record is from RefSeq and is a predicted model, not a curated record. The coding region runs from base 407 to 1147 and encodes 246 amino acids.